CUUGACAUAGCUAACAGGAAGUUGUGGGAAGAACGGUCCACAAAAGAUAUUUCAUUCUAUCCAGGUCGUCUUUGGAAACCAUUCUCAGCAAUGGUGAAGAUUUUUGUGGGGAACCUUCCCCGAGAAGCUACCGAGGAUGAGAUCAAGGAGCUCUUCGAGGAGCAUGGCACAGUCACUGAAUGUGCCAUCAUCAAGAACUUCGCCUUCGUCCAUAUGGAUGACCGUAAGGCUGCCACCAAAGCCAUCAAGGCCCUUCAUCAGCACAAGCUCCAUGGCACAGCAAUCAAUGUUGAGGCCAGCCACGGGAAGAACCAGGGCCCCGUGAAACUGCAUGUAGCCAAUGUAGAAAAAGGAGCUGAUGACGAACUCCGUGCUCUGUUUGAAGAGUACGGUACGGUCACAGAGUGUGCUGUUGUCAAGAAUUUUGCUUUUGUGCACAUGCCCAACUAUGAUGAGGCCAUGGAUGCUAUCAAAGGGCUUGAUAACUCUGAGUUUCAAGACAAACGCAUCCAUGUUCAGGUUUCUAAGAGUCGACCAAGGUAUGAAGAAUGUGAAGAGUACCCACCUCCUCCCCCAGACAGGGGAGGUUACUGGCCUCCACACUAUCCAGGAGAGCGGCCUGAGCCUCCCCCACCCGGUUACCUGAGGGGUCGCCCCAUGCCCCCUGGUUAUCCAGGUCCUCCUCUGCCACCCCCUCCUCCCAGGCGGGCAGCUUAUCCUGAGCGGCCCUAUGACAGCGAAAGGGAGCGAUACAGUGUAGUAGAUUACUACGAGAAGUACCGUGCUCGUCCGUAUGCCAUGUCUCCCUAUGAAGAGCAUCGUGCUAUACCCCCACCUCCUCCGCCUCCGCCCUCUUCUGUCGUUCGAGACCGCCUUAUGACCUCACCGCUUAAUCCAUAUGAGCGUCGCCCCCUCCCUCCUCCGCCUCCGCCCUCAUCGUACUACGCCCGAGAUCGCAGCCCAAUCCGGAGGGCUCCUAACGCACCGUUACCCCCUCCGCCCAGUAAUGGCUAUGCCUACGAUCGCUCUCCAUACACAGUUCCACGUGCAAGGGAUCCCUAUGCGGACCGGCUGCCUCCGCCUCCACCUGCACGCUACGCAUACUAAUGCGACACGUCAGCAUUUUGAAGGAUUGUUGUCCGACUGCGUCGCUGCUUCCUGAUUCACGUGACUUUAUCCUCUUCCUGUCUGCGGCUGAGCGCGUUUCGUUCCUCUACAACACUCAAAAGGAACUGAAUUCUUUUCGUCAGUGGCUGUUUGUUUGGUUUUAGUACCUAGAAUAUGUUUUUUCCUUCUUCUGACUGUUUUAGUAUUGAAUUGUACUGUAAAGACCUUACUGGCAAACGUCUGAAUGGGGCGUCUUUUUUUUUUAAAACAACCUUUUCGUUUUAUUAAGCGUAAUAUUGUGUGUGACGUUAGAAAGUUAAAUAACAUUCGCAUUCCUUUAAAGGCGGCUUUAGUUUACUCCCCAACCUGCACGUUUGAUUAAUCAUGUAAAUGCUCUCCAUCAAAAUUCAAACUUCUGUGGCGUUGCUGAAACGUAAAUGAAUAACAUGUAAAUUUAAUGACGCAAUUAAUACUGUGCGAUUGCAAGAUCUGUUAAAUGUUCCCUUUUGGUAAAAUAAUUUUUGGUUAGUAAGUGUGAUCUCGAUGCUCACUGCGCAACACCUUUUCACCUCUGUAACCGUUUGUCAUUAUUUGCUGUUUUCAAUCAUCUUUUCCUUAAUAGAAACAAACGAAUCACAACCAUGUAAAAGCGUUACGUUUAUUAAAGAACGUGUUGUCGGA
Molecule: messenger RNA, 1788 nt
Organism: Poeciliopsis prolifica (blackstripe livebearer)
Lineage: Eukaryota; Metazoa; Chordata; Actinopteri; Cyprinodontiformes; Poeciliidae
Product: RNA-binding protein 4B-like
Exons: 4
Coding region: 91-1107 (338 amino acids)
Cellular component (GO): cytosol
Molecular function (GO): mRNA binding
Source: RefSeq, a predicted model, not a curated record